Molecule: messenger RNA, 3201 nt
Organism: Aureobasidium namibiae CBS 147.97
Lineage: Eukaryota; Fungi; Ascomycota; Dothideomycetes; Dothideales; Saccotheciaceae
Exons: 3
Coding region: 1-3201 (1066 amino acids)
Biological process (GO): nuclear division
Cellular component (GO): cytoplasm; nucleus
Molecular function (GO): mRNA binding
Source: RefSeq, a predicted model, not a curated record
AUGCACAAGAUCUCCAACUUCACCGGCCAAGCACGCCAUGGUUGGGACAAGAUGACGCCUGCAAUGGGUUUUGGCCGUCCGCACCACCAGGACAUGGCCAUGCCGCCCACAAACAUCAAGCGGAACAUGGCCACCCAGCACAACAUGCAGCCGAACCCCCAGGUUCCCGGCCAUCUUGUCAACUUGUCCUUCAACAUCCCCUUUGCCUCCAACCUCAGUGGCCCGGACCCGGACUCGGUCAUCUACGCCAGCCCUGGAGCUUACGCCCGCUGGACACAUCCUCAGCCGCACAACCCCGAUUCUCCCCCGCCGAACCACGAGCUCCCUGUCCACGCCCGCAAUGUCGACAACCUGCGAUCCUUGUGCAAGGUCAUCACCGAAGCCAGCAACGCUCAGAUCCAUGCCACCGUCACAUCCGCCAGACCCAAGCCUGUCCCCGGCAUGCAGCGAGGUCCGCUCAAUACCCUCGUUACAAACGUCUGUCUGUCUGGCGAUUCCGAUUUGGUCUACAAGAUGCGCGCAAAGAUACUGAACGAGACUCCAAUCACCUUGCGCUCUGCUACCGUCGACGUGGACUCGACCCUUAUCAUGGUCCCCAACACCGAAGGCGUACGUACCGACAUUCUGAGACAUAUGGACGACAUAUCGGACCGCACCAAAGCCGACAUUUUUCUGCUCAACCCUCGUCCUAUGGACGUCGACUCGGCCAGCAUCCACGGUACCAUAGACAGUCUCGUCGAGAACAGAUUACGUCUCAUGAUCUUCGGAGACAUGGAAUGUUGCGAGCAUGCGAAGACCAGGAUUUUGAUCAUGAUCGACCAAAUCCUCAUGCGACAGGUCGACACGAUCAAACUCGAGCUUUCUCUCCACACCCUAAUCUGUGGCCGACACCGCCGUAACAUCAAGCUCAUCGAGUCAGCUACUGGCACUGCCAUAUACUUUCCACCCCUGUUCCCCGGAAUCUUCGGCUAUAGCCCCGCCGGCUCGUAUCCGCGUGCCAGAGACGAGAUCAUCAUCACGGGCGAGAGUCAGGAAAACAUCAUGCAAGCCAAAAGACGCCUGCAAGAUCUGGUUCUAACGACAAAGACGUUUGUCAAGGAUGUAGCCAUCACAACCAGCAAAGUCGACUACAUCCUGCUUGAGCGACUAGACAAGAUUCGCAAGAUUGUUGAGCAGAACGGCUCCUAUGUACUUCUGCCUCCACUGGGCAACCACAGCGGUCUCUUGCGCGUGCAGGCGACUGACAUUCUGAAUGUUGAGCGUACUGUGCGCGACAUCAUGUCUCUGGCUGGCCAAUUUUACAGCGCUUCCUGGUGGCUGACUCAAUUAGACCCCAUGCAAAGGCAGCCCACACCCUCGGAUAUUCGCGCCAUGCUGCCCGACAUCUGCAUCAAUUCUGGCGCCGAGAUCAACUUUGAGAAGCUCAACUUCCACAUCAAUGGAAGCGACGAUUCUGUCAAGGCCGCCAUGACCAUCAUCAACUCGCUGCCCUUUGUCAAGAAGGCUAACUCGACUCUGCGGGUCAAGGUUGAGCUUGCCAACGAACACAAAGAGUUUGUGAGCGGGAAGAAGAAUGGCAAGAUCAACAAGAUCAUGAGUCAGAGCAACGUCCAGAUUGUCUUUGAUGGCUUCAACGAGUACAACUUCUACAUCGACGUGCGCGGUGCCCAAUACGAAGCUACUAAAAACGGCCUCGAUCUGGUCGAGCUGGAGAUGCCCGCUUCCAUUUCCUUUCAUGUUCCGGAUCAAUACCACAAGCGUAUCAUCGGCAUCGGCGGUCAACACAUUCAGCGCAUCAUGAAGAAGUACUCUGUAUUCGUCAAGUUCUCGAAUGCUAUGGACCGAGGUGGUAUCGGCAAAGAUGACGAUGAUGUCAAGGUUGACAAUGUCAUCUGUCGUACUCCUGCAAGAAACGCCGACAACCUUGAGCUUGUCAAACAAGAGAUCAUGGACAUGGUAGAGAAAGUCGACGCCGAGUAUGUUUCCGAGCAAGUCGUCGUCGACAGGCUGUACCACCGCGAGUUGGUCGCUCGCAUGCCCGAGAUCGAGGAGCUCGAGAAAAAAUGGAACUGCAAGAUCACUUUCCCUGGAACAGAGCAAGCAAGCGACGUCAUCACUGUGUCUGGACCCGAGUAUCAAGUACCUCAAGCUGUGGACGAGUUCUUGGGUAUGGUCCCUGAGAGUCAUGAUAUUUCCUUCCCCAGCACGGUCGAGCUUCGCAACUUCCUCGUGUCUGCGGAAUUCCACGAUGAUGUCUUGCAGAAGCUCAAAGACCAGUACGUUGUUGAAGUCAUAGUCCAACAGCCAAAGCUCGAAAGAAUUGGUGAUGAAGACGUUGAAGUGGAGAACCUCCUUCUGACCUACACGCGCAACAACGCUGGUGGCUUGAAGGACGCCAUCGACUUCCUGGUCCUCGGUCUAGUUUCUCACGGCCUGAGCGCGAGCACGGUCAAGGGUGCCAUUCCUCGACCAAAGUCCGACUCUUUCGAGGACUCGAUGCCAUACUUUGACUCUAAGCUUCUGCAGCGCGCGGAACCACCAGUCGUGGCCGAGUCACCUACACGUACUCAUUUUGGCAGUGGAGAAAGUAGCGAAGGACAUCGAUCGAUUUUCGACAGACUUCGCAAGCCGGGCAGUAUGUCAUCUUUCUCUUCUUUCCUUGAGAGACGCAAGAACAGUUCAAACUCUCCUGCAUCUUCGUUGUUCAAGCAUGCUUCGAACAAUGCUUCCAAGGCCUCGCUGCAAAGCAUGGAAUCGCGAGAAUCGGGCUAUCGCAAUCCUUGGAACGACAAUGGCCCUGACGUCGAGUCUGAAACCGCCAACAAUCAGACAAACGGCGGAUGGGCAACUCUGGCUGCGGCAGGCAGCCGACCUGCCACUUCGUCGGCAUCGCUCACGUCGUCGACACCUUACGAAAGCAAAUUUCCCUUUGGCGCCGGACGUAACGGCUCUACAACUUCGCUCAACACCACUUUGAUACCCGGGCUAGGCGGCGAUGUCGCCUCCAGCAAUGCCCACUACCAUACCAACGCCAACCGGUCAGCCUCGAUUUCUGUCGAGAUUGUCAAUGCCAACGGCGGCAAUGUAUCGGCAUCAUCGUCGUCGUCCGCCCAUGGCCCGGUUGGCUCGCGUCCUUCGAGUUCUGCUGCUGCUACUGCACCUGCUUCUGGAUACCCGGCUCCCAUAGGGCCUCCGCAAUGA